This is a messenger RNA of Guillardia theta CCMP2712, 711 nucleotides long. RefSeq lists its product as hypothetical. The transcript has 4 exons. NCBI's taxonomy places the organism in Eukaryota, Cryptophyceae, Pyrenomonadales, Geminigeraceae. The record is from RefSeq and is a predicted model, not a curated record. Bases 10 to 711 code for a protein of 233 amino acids.
AGGUGGAACAUGGCGCAAGUGAUUACCGACAAGAUCCAAACAAUCAAAGAGAGCAUCACGCUCUGUACUGAAUUAAUAGAGAACAGUUUCUCUGAUGUGAUUGCUGCAAUGCACGAGGCGAAGUGUAGCGAGGAAGAAACACGAGAAGUCAUGACCUAUGCACAAAUGAUCUCAGAGGACAAGAAGCGCUUGCAGCUGUUAGAAAAUCAGAUAGUACAAGCCAGUCAGAUGCAAGAAGACAGUCCCCUAAAGACCAAGUUUCUGGAGCAGCUGAAAAAUUCAACUUUCGGGGUUGAAGAAUCGAAAAUGGCCUACAAAUCCUGCGGAAGUUAUGCAUCUUUGGAGUCUAAAUUUCAGAGCUUGUAUGGCGAAGCUGGUGAAGACGAGGACCUAUGCAUGACGGCCGAAGAUCUCCCUGAGUCAGACCCUCUCACCACUGAGCGGCUUGCUUUUAAGGACGGAAAAUGGCCCCUCGCGCUGCCAUGUAAGCAUGUAUACAACUACUCCACGGUCUUUGCCUUGAAGUCCAAGUCCAAGACAUUCGCACUGGACAAAUGUGUCGUCUCUGCUUGCUCCAACAAAACACCCAUUGGUGGCAUGGAGGCGAGGGAGAAGCUUCAACCCGACACUCGAGUGAUGCAGAUGAUCAGGAAAAGGCAAAAGUAUGGGGACAGCUACGGUAACGAAGAGAGAGAAUGCAUGGAGCUUUGA